CUGUACUAGCCGACACUUCUACGACCAACACCUGACAAGACAAAUGAUAAACAAGCAUUGGGACAAAUUCUUUUUUCCCAAACCAAAGUGAAUAUUGGUCAGCGGAGGCACGCUAACGUCCCCGCAGUCCAUAUGCGAUACAAGGCAUGGCAGAGAGACAGGACAAUGAGGUGGAGGAGGCUGACCAGAUCUACCUGCUGAUGAAGGAGGAGUAUCGGAUCUCUAGGAAUGUGCGUCUGGCAUGGUUCCUUGGCAAACUUAACCAAGUCAUCUGGCCAGCUUCAAAGCCUGAACUGCUGAACUCCGAGAAUGAAUUGGACUUGCUGAGUAUCUUACCUAAAGGAUGGCAGACGGACUUCUCCCCCACCAUGUACCCCUACAUGUUGGUGCCGUCCACUCGAGCCACCUUCCUGGCCCGGAGGUACCGCUUCAUCAUUGAGCUGGACCUCAGCCCCUCCACAGGCAUCGUGGACGACAGCACAGGAGAGAUGAUCUUUGACGAGGUCUUUCAUGCCUUGUCGAGGUGUCUGACUGGUCUGGCACAACCAUUCAAAGUCCCCGGAACUGAUCAACUUUUCAAGCCCAAGAUUUUCAUCACCAUCUUGGCGUAUUCGUCAAUUAUUGGCCUCGCCUCCCAUCAGGUUUUGGUACAGGGCUGUCGGCUUGAUAGAACAAACCUCGAUGAGUUCCGGCAUCACAUCUACCAGCAGCUCAGAGCAGUGGAGAGCAACAUCGCAGAAGUCUUACAUCAGCAGCAUGAACAGUGUAUGGAGCCAGUCCGAAGCUCAAGUCCCCAUAGCAACAUCCAGGAUGAGCAGCCCCACAGGAAGCAAGGCAUUUCAAUGGUGUCCGCUGAUAUGGGUCUGGUCAGCAUGGUACGUCAGGGCAUCCUUGCCCUCCAGUUGCUGCCCCCAAACUCCAGUGCAGGUAUCAUUAUAAUCACAGACGGAGUGACCAGUGUUCCUGAUGUGGCCGUGUGUGAAACGCUGCUGAACCAGCUCAGGAGUGGAACCAUCGCCUGCUCCUUUGUGCAGGUUGGCGGUGCGUACUCCUACGACUGCAGCUUUGGCUACAUCCCCAACGUAGAGCUGAUGAAGUUCAUCUCUUUAGCCACCUUUGGCUCAUACCUGCCCAGCUGUCCUGAUGUGGACCCGAAAUGCCAGGAGAUGAACACCUACCACAAGGCCUUCCUAACCUACUCCUUCCUCAACACCCUGGAGUCUAUGAACUCCGAGUACUUCUGUGUUUCCCAGCACAAACUGUUCAACGAGCACCUGGUUUCAGCCAGCGGUAACCCGGCCCUGGUCAUGAGGAGGAAGAAGCACACCGAGAAGGAGGUCCACGCUCAUUUGAUCAGCGUGGUGUCCGUGCGACUGAGAGAGGGCUACACCAUCCGAGAGGUCAGCCUCACCAAAGGUGGGACUCAGCUGGAGGUGAAGCUUGUGCUGUUAUGGAAACACAACAUGCACAUCGAGUACCUGGCGGCCGCCUCCUGGCCGCUGGACCCCGCCAAGAGAAUCACCCGGGUGGAGGUGACGAUGGAGGGAAGCUACGACAUCCUGCACGACAUCAGCUGCACCCAGAGGAAACCCAUCACCAGCCCGUACCGCACGUCCGUCAUCCGCCGCUUCUGGAACACGCUGCAGAGCAUCAACCAGACUGAUCAGAUGUUGGUGCACCUCCAAUCGUUUAAUUCAAUUCCUGAGAACUACAUGAUUCCCGAGAGCACCAAAAACGGAGUUCCUCUGUUCUACAUCCCUCCCGGCUCUACUACUCCGGUCCUGUCCUUGCAGCACAGUGGAUCCAAAGACUCCUCUCAAUCCCAGUUUGCUUCCUAUUGGAAGCCCAUCCUCUCCAUGGAUGCCACCUUCUGGCAGAGAUGGCUGCACAUGCAUCGCAUUGCUAUCAUCCUUGAACAUGACAUGCCUGUCCCCAAACACCUGCACACAGCUGGAAACAACGGACGCUACAGCACCAUUCAGUGUCGCAUCUCCCACUCUGCCCUCACGUCACUGCUGAGGGACUGGAGCAGCUUCGUGCUGGUGGAGGGUUACUCCUAUGUUAAACUCAUAUACAGUUCGUCGGACCAGCCUCCUACCUCCUUCUACCUGGUCCGUCUCAUCUCCAAGACACCUUGCAUGGUUCUGCGUCUGGGCUUCCCUAUUGGUACACCAGCCCAUGUUCGAAACAAGAUUGUAGAUGAGCUGCGAGAGCAGAUCCUCAAACUGCGCUUCCCUCAUCGUGUUCAGAACAAAGAGGCAACUCCCAAGACCAAGAGAAAGAUAGUUGGUCAUCCAUCACCAUCCAAAUCUCCCUCCAUCCCAGCUCCCAAACCUGCACUGUCAGACAGACCCUGUGUGGUGGUGCUCAACAAGCCUCUGGAGAAGCUGCUCAUUAGGUAUGAGAAGCUGCCGUUGGACUUCAGGACUCCUUUCAUUUUCAACAUGGAGAACUUUCCUCAGCCCUCCAACAGUUCGGUCCCCCUCAGCAUGGCAGCCAACCGGACCGCCUCCUCCACCCUGGCCUCGCUGUCCCGUUACUUCCUGCACCAGCGCUGGGUGUGGGCCGUGCAGAGCAGCCACGGACUAACCGUGGCCAUGCAGGCUGUCGCUCACAUCCUGUCCAUGCUCUCCGAGAUCCGCAUAUCAGAAGGCUUUCACUUUGCUGCCAGUGGAGAGGGCAUCAUUAACAUGGUGAUCGAGCUGCCAAUGAAGGCCAUGUCGGGGGAUUCAGACAGAGAGAGUGACUCUUGUAUUGUUCAGUACAUCCUGUUUCCACCUCACUGUACAUCUACCAAGGACAGCUUCUCCACCGAUGACGACAACGACACGGAGGUGGAGGCCGUGGACAUGGACACGGAGCUGAACCUGGUAACAGAGUGCUGGGUGGAACCGCAGAGCGGCAUAGUGAUGAACUGCAUGGACCACCAUCGCCACUUCCAGGGCCUCAAGUACCAGGAGAUCCCUCAAGCGAUCUUCCCGAGAGAUCUGGCCUGUAUGUCCACCAUGAUGACCUUUGAGUAUUUGAGCCAACUGUGUCAGAAUAAGGACCAGGUCUGCUCACUGCCAGCUGGACUCAAGGAUGGGCGAGGAGAAGCCCUGGCCUCAGAGGACAGCAUUCACAUGGUUCCCUUCCAGUUUGACCUCAUUCAACUGCUCCCAAAAUGCCAGCAGGUUGAGCUCUUCUUCCUUACAUUCAGUACAGCAGUGGAGACGGAGGAGCAGAUUCACGGCUCCCCCUGUCUGUCCAACGAGCUGCUGCUCAGCCUCUUCCAUAGCAGCCUGGAGCACGAGCUCAGCGACCGAGAGAUCCCGUUAGCCCCCAGCGACCACGGCUCCUUCAUGCACCACAUCUUGGAGCGAGAGCGAGACGGCCACGUUGCUCCUUUCUCCUUACCUGUUAUUAAAGAGGAGUGUGUGAAGCCUCCAGACAAACAGGACACCAUGACGUCAUUCCACACCACUGGCAGCAGCAAAGAGGUGAUGGGAUCUACCAGCACUUUACAGAGUUUCAGUAAUGCAGACCUUGUGGAAGAAGAGCCCUUGCUGGGGGAGAGGAGCUGCUCUGCACCACAGUGGAGGUGCUAUGCCAAGUACAUCAGCUCCCAGCAGAUCAUCCUCACCUUCCUGCCUGCUACCUUCACAGAUGUUUUGAUGUUGAUGGCGUCCGGGCUGGAGACAGAGCCUCAGAGUAACAUCAGCAUGCAGGAGGACGACACUCUGACUCCCGGCCACAAAUCUCAGGCCGACUCCCUGUCCGGCUCCACCAGUGGGCUGGAGAGGUCAGAGUCCGGCCUCAGUCUGCCAAGGAGCUCCAGCAGUGGACACUUAACCACCAGGUCCCCUGUGCUCUCACCGCGUCCCGAGGGACAGACUGGGCUCGCUGAUUCACUAACCCUGGACCAGGACAGCUGGGACAGCAGAGGGUCGGAGACAGAGACCGGGACAGAGACCCCAGGCUCAGAUCUGGGAGAAAAAGAAGGAGUCCAGUUCUCUGAGCCACAGAAGGCCGAUUUUCACAUCAGCUUCAGCAGGCAGGUUUCCCACCAGAGUACCAGUGACAGCAGCCAAUUGAAGUGUCCAGUCUACGUCUACAACUGCUCCCUGGAGCAGCUAAAGGAGCAACUGGUGCACCCCAACUCCAGCCGCCAACCCAGGGACAUCUUCUUCAGAGCUCAAGAUGCUGAAUCCUGCGAGAUGUAUCAGCAGAAGCAGUUCAGGUCCCUGUCCCAGGACCGCAGCAGUCCGUCCCCUUGGACUGACCUCCUGGCUCAGCCUCACAAACACAAGGAGCUCGCCAGCUACUGCAGCCUGCUGCAAGAGCACUACCACCAGAGCUACGUUAAAGGUGUGUACCGCAGCCUGCAGCAGUCCUACAGCAUCAGCUCCCAGGACCUUUUGAUGGCCAUGGACUACUGUGAAGAAUCCCUGCAGGAGAUCGACGUCACCUCCUUCCUGCAGACCCUCUGCGGACACAUCAGGGUCUUCAGGGAGCAAAGUGAGACUCCAGGAAGGGGACGGAAUCCAAAACCUUCAAGGAGCCCUGCCACCUUUAUCAUUGGAGAGGUUGAGGAGGACCGAGCAGAUGACAGGGCUGCCAUGGCCUCCUCGUCCAGUACUGAAAUGGAGGAUGCUGCUGAAGCUGAAUCUAGAGGGAAAUCCUCUCCUCCUACAUCUCCACUGGUCCUGGAUGAGUCCAAGACAGCCAAGAUCCCAGAGUUCCCUCUGACGCUGCUUCACACACAGGCCAAGUGUGAUGUGUAUCCAGAUGUGCGCAACAUAAUACAGGAUAAAUUCAUGGGGAUCGUGUCUCAGUAUUUUAAAACUGUGCCCUCCAAUCCACACUACUUCUUCUACUGCCCGCCUUCAUACAAGAGAGACGAGGACUCUGAGGACGGCGAGAUGGGGAGGAGACCCAGCGAGGAGCUGGUGUCAGAGGCCGAGCCAGCGACUGAGGAUGAGAACUUGUCGGGCUGCUGCAUCAUGACGGAAAGCGACACCGAUUUGGUGGUGGAGUAUGAGGAGCAUCCAGGCACCAGUUCCCACGGAGACGGUGACGACCAGUCCCUGUCAGACUCCAACACUGUCAACCAGGACCAGGACUCCUUCAGCAUCCUGGACGGAGACUCCCUGCUGGAGGCCGAGGGGCCACAGCUGGACAUGCCCCCGCUCUUCGUUCAUGUCACUUGUUCGGCGAAUAUGAAAAGCUGCCACGGCUCCAUGCCCAUACAAACACUACCCACCUGCCUUGGGGAGAUUAUUUCCUUCCUGGAGAAUGCUGAGGCCUUACAGUCUGUGGAUUUGAAUGAGCUCUCGGUCACAUUAGAUAUUUUUGUCCUGACACUGCCUGUGGAGAUUGAAGCCAUGGGCGAUUUCCAUCAUAACAGGUACACCUCAGAGAGCAGUAUGUCCCAGAAUCGUUCACCAGGACAGCCGUCCUCCUAUCGCUCUGAUGAGGAAAUGAUGGUCGUGUUUGACAAUAUGAGGGGGGGAAGCGUUGAUGGGGUCUCUGGUGAUCCCUUAUCCAAACUGCCACUUCCUCACCAGUCAGCAAUCCUGGCCACAAUGGACGAGAUCCGCUGGCUGCUGGAGGAUGAGAUUGUUUCCACGCUGCGUCACUCUCGGGUCAUCAGCUCGGCCACGCUGCAGAAAGUAGCGGAGCAUGUUGUGCGCUCCAGCGGGCGGCCCCACUGUCACUGUGAAGAUGUCCCACUUCAGUUUGUCUUCGGGCCGGAGCAGUCUCUGGAGAAAUUCAAAGAGGAGUUCCGCCGAAUGUCUUUCUCUGGCUACGUGUUGAAUGGAGAGCAGGGCAGCUUCUACUACAUGUCCCUGAGCAGACUGCACAUUCAGCGGAUCCACGCUGCCAAGAGGCUGUCUGAGAGCGCCACCGCCCCCCCACAGCACACCGACGCCUGCGGUGCUGGAGCACAGGUGGAGGACGGGUUGCUGGAGGGUGAAGCAGAGGUCCAGGCAGACAGCGAGAGUGAAGACAAGAAGCCCCCCAGUGUUGCUGCUGACGCACCCGCUGACACAGCAGCAGAAGCCACUCAGCCAAUCAGAGGCUUGAAGCCGGAGGCAGAUGACACGGUUUCCCAGAGCUCAGUCAGCAUGGUGACCCCCCAGCUCCACACUGACCGCUGCACAGAGCCCACCUCCCCCCCCAAGACGCCAUCCAGUGUCAGCCUGGCUGAGUCCAUGCAGUCAGCCUCUCACAGCUGUGGCAAACUCCGGCCGAGUCGAGUCCAGAGCGUGGUCUCCAGCCAGGGCAGUCUGGACUCAGACAUGCAGGGUUACGAUGGCGGCAGCAGUGACUCGGAGUGUGAGAGCCCCACCCUGGAUGAUCAGGAGGGUCAGUCACCGCUGAUGCCUGACUUCUGGCUCAUUGUCAAGAUUCACCAGGACAGAGUGAAGGUCUACUCCCAUUCCAGGUGCUUCACAGAAGGCAAAGAGGCCAGUGCUGAGAUGUUGGAGAAGAAGGAAGAAGAGCAGGAGCCGCCUGAAUACUUACACCUGCAUCAAAUGGUGGUCAGGAAGAUCAGCGAAAUGUGCAGAACAGUCAAUCAGCGUAUGCUUCUGCAGGACCUACACGACAGCCACGUGUGUAACUCUCUGCUGGUGGCUGAGAGUGAGGAAGACAUCUGGAAGAACGAGUCUCUCUACAGGCAGAGGCUCAACACCUCCGACGAUUACAACACAGAAGAGAGCUACCCGGCCCGAGACUACCUGGCAGCCACCAUGCAGUUUAUCCCCGGACAUUUUGCCUGUGACGUGGUGUGGAGCACAAUCAUCCACAUUCACCCACGCCUUAAGAUGGGACCCAGCAACGGGGUAACCCGGGCGAUCCAGGCGCUGCGCUCUGUGCUCAACUCUUUCUGUGUGGUCAACAGGAAGAACAUGUUUGUCUACCAGGAACGUACAACCAAAUCAGUCUUCUACCUCAGACUUUGUGAAACAUCGCUAACAGGGAAAUACUCGGACGUGGAUGGGAACCUCCACAUGACUCGCUCCAUUGGGCUUGCUAGGAGUCAAGAGCCCUUGUUUCCAGAGGAACCUAUGGGCUCCAGGUCUUCUGCGGACAGCUCUCGGCCAGUUGGACAAGUGGACAAACACAUCCUGCUGCUGGUGCAUGGAGUGGGAAAUGCAGGUCCAGAGAUCACAGACGAGCUUGUCAAGGUGCUGCGCAAGCGCCUGGACGAGACCACCUUGGACAUCAUCACGGUCAUGCUGGUCAGGAACUGCAAGCUGACACCAGCUGAUGUGGAGUUCAUCCAGCCAUCAGGAUCUCCAGCCACUGAGGUGAUGAACUUCAGCCUCCCCCAGUAUUGUCUUCCCUGGCUGCCCGCCGUGGCUCACUACCUCAGGCAGAACCUGCUCAUCUUCCUGCAUAUACCCAAGUACACCGACAGCAACACAGCACACCACUUCAAGCACUACUUUCAUUUGAGCAGUGACUUGGCUGAUGGUGAUAUUUACCUCUACAAUAAACCUGGAGGCCAGGGGACGGGAGGCAAAGGUAUCGCCUGCAUUGCCCUCUCGUUUGUGGAUGUCCAUGGUCGUCCCCUUCCGGUUCCACUUCCAGAUUGUGCUGUACUGCAGAGACCCGAGAACUGCUUCACGCCCCUUCAUCUAGACCAUUUUGAUGAGCUGACCGCUGUGGGUAAAGUGGACUCCAUCAGCUCAGAGCCACAGCUGUACGUGCGCUUUGACAUCUGGGAACAAGGCAACGUCAGCCCCUUACAGCUGAGCGAUAAACUGCAGGGGGCGCUGCGCCACGCGCUCUGUGACGUCGUCAUGGAGCUGAAAAUCUUGCCCAAUCCUCUGUGUUUGGGGGUGCUUUGCCCAGCAACCAAAGCUCAGAGAGAAGAGGCUAAAGGGCUGCUGAUUCCUUUGCCCGAGGUGAAGGAAGUGAAGGACAGCCCCAGGCAGAGCAGUGGCUCCCGAGUCUUUAAAAGCUGCCCAGCUCCUAUCACCUUAACCCAGCCUGUAGGGAGCACCUCCGGGACAGGGACCGCCACGCCCGAGUCCACCACACCCACCAGCAAGAGCACCCGCCGCAGCUUCUGGGACAUACUUCAGAGUAAGCCAGAUUCAUCCGAGCUCGGGAGCCCAAAGACAACUGACGACAUAGUGCAAGAAAGAGGAGAGGAGGGCCGAGUAGCACGACGAAGACACAAGACGGAGAACGUCAAGCAGCAGUGGAGCCAGGAGAAAGCUCUGGCUGUGGAGCUGGAGCAGACCCAGAGGAGGCAGAUGUAUCAGCUGGAGGAGGGAGAUGCAGGCACUCUACACCCCGUCUACCAGGUUACCUGCCAGCCAUGGAUCACUUUCAUGGCUAAACUCGGCUGCCCCUCCAUUCAGCAGUGCACGGCUGAAAUGGCUUCGCACUUCCUGCUGCCUUCCAUCUUAGCAGAGAUUGUCAAUUUGGUCAGCUCUCUGGCCAGUGACACGACAGUGAAGGCAUUUGAAAAGACGAGCUGUCCCCGAUCUGGAGACAUGUUUGUACCAUUCCCCCUUGUCCAGAACCUGAGCCAGCCUCCAGACACUACAAGGAGCUUUAUUCUCAUUGGCCGCAAUUUCCAUCAGUGGCACUAUAGCACAGAGCAAGAAGACAGUUCAGAUGAGGAAAACACCCCAGUGCUAAAUAGGUUCACACCUCAUAAGGGCUUCCAGCGCUUCGAGGCUCUGGAGCAGAGUGAUUGGUUCGGUCCGAGCCAGGCCGGGGCCGGGCUGGCUCCCCGCCAGAGGUUCCUCUUCAUCAGCAUCCUGGACAAAAAGGUGACUCUGUACAGCUAUAACUGGUCUGUGGACCUGGGCGCCUCUCUGAACCGUGAGCUGGACCGCCUCGUGAAGUGGCAGAACGCGAGGGCCCAUGUUGUCCACUGCCUGCUCAACCAGAAGAUGGGCCUCUUCCAUCACUACUGCUUCUCUGACGCACCCAUCCACGAAAUGGACUCCAAGCAGGAUCCCAACCCGUUCCUAAGCCCCUCCAUGGAGCCGGAUGCGUUGCUGCGUAGCGCAGUCCCCCCUUUGGCCAGUAAAGAGCAGGGCAGGCUGGGUAGCUCUGGCCGAAGCCUCGCUCCGCUCCACUUCCCCUCCGAGCUGCUUCCCUUCGACGAGGCUCUGAGGGACGUGUGCACCAUCCGACCCUUGAUGGAGGGGGAUGCAGUGGCCCGACAUGGCGGCCAGCUCUUGGAGAUCAAAGCUACGGAGCGGAGGGAACUGGAGAAACAGAUGAAGAUCGAGAACCUGUUUGUGACUUGGCAGCAGAGGUCAGCACAGUCCAACAUGCCCAUUUCAGGGACAGAUUUAGAGACUCUGAAGCAGUCGUCCAGGCUUGUCCACUACUGUGCCACCCCUCUCCUCUUUGACCCCGUCUUCCGCAAGCAGAUCCAAGAAGAACAGAUUGUUCAGCCUCCAGCCAAGAAACGCCAUCGCUCCAGCGACUCCACAGCGUCCGGUCGGGACCGCAGCUACAGCACCGACUCAGCUGACAUGCUGCCCAGCCGGCUGAAGGAAGAACCCUGGCUGCUUGAGAUUUCUAGCAACUUCCUCCAGCAGUAUGUCCAGUACCUGCAGAGCAUGGGCUUCAUUCUUGUCCAGGUCCGACCUCAGUCUCCAGCUCGCAGCAUUGCCCGGGCUCGUGCUGCCAUGCUGAGCUCUAUGUCAUCGGAAGGGAGGAUGUCUUUUUCUUAUGUAAAGCAGAAGAGUGAGGACAGCCCUAAGAUGACAGCCUCUGGCACCACGGCGUAUCACCUCCAGAGGGCGCUGCCAGGGGGCAUCGUGUUGAUGGAACUGGCUUUUCAGGGCUGUUACUUCUGUGUGAAGCAGUAUGCACUGGAGUGUUCCCGCAUUCCCAUGGGCCAGACGGUCAACUCCCAGGGCAGCCUCCUCACCAAACCUCGGUGCAAGCCGUUUCCAGAUGCCCCCCCAGUAUCUGACUGUGCGCUCUCCAUGCUCUUCACUGAGGAGUGUGAUAAGGUGCGGGACUUGAUGCACGUUCACUCCUUCAGCUACGACUUCCACCUGCGAGUGGUUCACCAGUACUUGGUUGGCUGCCACAUGACACUACGCCAGGGCUACCAGCUCACCGACUUCCUGGACGACUUCAUCUCCCAUCACCCGGACAUUCCCAAGUUUGGCCGCAACCACGUCUUCCAAGGGAGCUUGUCCAUCGCCACGGGGAUGAUAACUGCUCAUCAGCUCUACAACUACAUCACGGACCACGCCAGCACCUACGGCAUGAAGCCGCUCCGCAUGUCCAAAGCUGCGGUCGCCACCGACAAGAAAGGGACGCCUGACCUGCACGAGUAUGCACUAGUGGCUCUGUGGAACAGUUCGGGUUCUUACAAGGAUCUGGAGGGCCUGCACCACCAUGAUGACUUUGACGUGUCGCUGGUGGUGUGCCAUAAUGCCGCUCCAUUCGAGGAACAGUCUGACGGGGAGAGGCAUCUGCUAAGGUUGCGGUUCUAUGUGAUCAUGACGAGUCAGAGAGAGCUCUUCCCCCGCCUCACUGCUGACAUGCGCCGUUUCAAGAAGCUUCCUCAGAUCUACCGUGAUCCUGGUGAGCCGGGAGGCCGCCCCCCACCGGACCAGGCCGGGGGGUCACGUGGCGGCGACCAGGACCUCUGGGAGGAAACACCAUCUGAAGCUGCAGCCGCCUUGGCUCCCAGCGACGGCAACGAGUUUUACCCUCUAGCGGGGGCGGGCCCCGAGGCUCAGGGGCUGAUCUACCCCUCCCCUCUGUUCCCACUGCUCCACAACGAGGUGGCGUCGGCCCGCAGACAGAUCCAGGCCAGCGUGGAGCAGGCCAUGGGACACUGCCGCAGGGACAACCUGUGGAGGAGGCUGUUCCACGGAGAGCACCUGGCCCUGGACAAACUCAAGCUGACCAAGCUGUCCUUCAGCGAGCUGGAGGAGCUGCUGGAGGCAGUGCAGAGCCGCUCGGUGGGGGAGAUCGACCCACAACUGGACUGUUUCCUGACCAUGAGUCCGGCCUGGUACCAGAGUCUGAUCAAAGUCCUGCUGAGCCGCUUCCCUCAGAGCUGCAGACACUUUGACGACAACGGCAUCCAGUAUCUGGCUGUUCUGAACCAGAAGUUCACCGACUGCUUUGUUUUGGUGUUUUUGGACGCCCAAGCUGGAAAAACAAGUCUAAAGGUUGUGUUUCGGGAGCCGCUGCCGUCGCAGCAGCCGGCCGGCAGCAGCCCCCCUCCCCAGCUGGUGUCCAUGUAUCAUCACCUGGAAUCUGUCAUCAACACGGCCUGCUACAACCUCUGGACAGGCCUGUUAUAGAGCUGCACGCACCUCCACUCAUACCCAUGUGAUCAACAUCCACAUAUGGAAACGGGAAGCAACAGUAGAGGAAAACCAAGUUUUUUUUCAAUGAGUUGAUUUGGGGUUAGUCUAUAUCCACCAC
Perca flavescens (yellow perch) is the source of this 11415-nucleotide messenger RNA. RefSeq names its product SZT2 subunit of KICSTOR complex (gene szt2). The transcript is spliced from 75 exons. Bases 147 to 11291 code for a protein of 3714 amino acids. The record is from RefSeq and is a predicted model, not a curated record. Lineage: Eukaryota; Metazoa; Chordata; Actinopteri; Perciformes; Percidae. Gene Ontology annotation, cellular component: peroxisome.